AUGGCCCGGCGGCUGCUCCACCUCCGGCCCCGCCUCCAGGCGCUCGCCCCCCGCCUCGUCCCUUCGCGGCCGUACAUGUCCGACAUGCGCCGCUCGGUCUUCCUCGACCGCCUCCUCCGCUCCCUCCGCUCCGAGAUCUCCUCCUGCAGCCCCGAGCCCGCGCCGCCGCUGCCGCCCUCCGCCGCGCCGUUCUCCGUCGACGACCGUCCCGGCGAGCAGUGGGUGCGCCUGCGCCGCGCGUUCGGGGAGCAGGGGGAGGAGGAGGAGGUCAGGGUGGAUGCCUCGAUGGUCGACGGCGCCGUGGCGCCCACCCGCUCCGGCGUGGUCGCCGAGGACGGCGGGCCACAGGACAGGAUGCACAUCAGCGUCCACGUCGAGGUCACCAAGCCCGCGCGGCCUGACUUUGCGCUCAAGUUCGAGUGCUCUGCCUGGCCCGAGGAGAUGGACGUGGAGAGGGUCUUCCCCGUCCGCCUCAGCGGGCCAGCGCCGGAGCAGCAAUACAUGGGCCGACAGUUCAGGUGA
This is a messenger RNA of Triticum turgidum subsp. durum (durum wheat), 522 nucleotides long. Lineage: Eukaryota; Viridiplantae; Streptophyta; Magnoliopsida; Poales; Poaceae. The record is from the annotation of a GenBank genome assembly.